Messenger RNA from Arctia plantaginis, 1497 nucleotides. Lineage: Eukaryota; Metazoa; Arthropoda; Insecta; Lepidoptera; Erebidae. The record is from the annotation of a GenBank genome assembly.
AUGGCAGAGAAACACGCUCUGAUAUCAGAAGUUAUUCCACACAUUCAAACGAACAUGAAGGAAUCUAAGGAUAUAUCCAAGAACUUGAUGGGUGGGGAUUUUGAGAGGCAGUUUAGAGGUGCGAUGGAUAAUGAGAAGACUGAUAGACGAUGGCACACGUGGUUGAUUACACUGGGAGUUGUGGUAGCUGCUUUGGUUGCGUGGCUGUUGGUGUUCACAGUGGUGCGGGAAGUGCAGGUCCGUCAACUGCGGCAUGAGGUGGACGAGCUGACUGCCAAUAUGAUAGCUGUCUCCGCCAAUGUCAAGGCUCUCAGCCACAAAAUGGAGAAGAACAAACUAUUGAAUGAGUUUAAGGAGUUUCAAGAUACGAUUUACGCGGACGAGGACAUAAGCAGCAUAGCAGAUGGAAAAAGCCCUGUCAAAGAUCGAGUGUAUGACUCGCUGGAGAAACUUCAGGGACUUACGGUGUUAGAAGACGACAGCCAGGGAGAUGAUGAGGACAUGUUGGAUACUGGAGAUGACACAGAGAGUGGGGACUGGUACCCUGACUAUGACAAGAGAGCAGAACAUAUCGGUACAACCAACAUGGUGCACCUACAGCCGGAGGACUUUGUGGACACCGACCUCACAUUCCGGACUGACGGAGACAAGGACAUGCUGUCUAACAUCAGGGAAAUCAAGAGGCGUCUCAACGAAAACCCAGAGGAUCCUGACCUUGAAUUAAGUAUAAAGACUGACACAAAGCCCUAUGAUCCUCACAAGCAAGUUAUCGUGCCAGUGGAGAGUAUCCGUGACAAGCGCAGCGUCUUCCCUCACGACUCAGAUGCAGAUGCUGUCGAUGACUUCGCAGCCCCUAGCGUAAUUGCGAAGACUGAUAACAGGCGCAAAACAAAGAAAUUCUCUUCGAACGCGGAGUCGUCCCCAGCUAAAAUGGCUCUUCACACCGUAACUAGAACUGUCAGGAACAGUGAAUAUGAUGAAGGACGGAGACCUUUCAUCGCCGCACAUUUUCACGGGAACACGUCACACUUGAAUACUGAAACACACGAGUAUUAUAAAGGCAACGGCUUAGUCCGUGUAUCUCAUGGUGCUCCCCACGACGUAUGGUACCCAGCACCGUGGACGUCAGCGUCCCCACACCCUCGUCCCACACUCACCCGCAACGGGCACGUGCAUGUGCACCAUACAGGCGUUUACCUCGUCUAUGUGCAGAUCUACUACCUAGAUGACCACGACGUGAUCUCUUGGGUUCUCUACCGGACAAACCCCGAAAUCGAAGGCAGAGAGAAAGUACUUCAAUGUGCACAGUCUACGCACUCAAAUGGUUCUGAAAAAGCAAACUCUUGCUUCUCUGCCUCUGCUAUAUUCCUCAAAGCCGGUGAUAAGUUGGCAGUCAGGAAUACGGGAGGAGACAGGCACUCGUUGAUGCAGCCAGAGAAGAGCUUCAUUGGUCUUAUUAAACUAGCUGACGCCGAGGAUCCCAACCAGGAGUUGUAG